Molecule: messenger RNA, 390 nt
Organism: Penicillium daleae
Lineage: Eukaryota; Fungi; Ascomycota; Eurotiomycetes; Eurotiales; Aspergillaceae
Exons: 1
Coding region: 1-390 (129 amino acids)
Source: RefSeq, a predicted model, not a curated record
AUGAAAGCACGCACGCUUGUAUGUCUCUUGCUGGCGGCUGUUCGUGCCUCGGCUGUGGGGUACAUCUCCUGUCAGGAUGAAAGUAUGACUGCUGCCGGGGGCGAGGGUUGGACUGGCAACAUUCCCACACACAAUGUCGUAUACAGUUUCGAUGACAACAACUUUUUCUAUUGCGCCGGCAUUCCCGGCCCAUGUGCAGACGAACCGGGUGAUGAUAAAGACUACUAUACUUGCGAAGGGGAUUAUGGAUCGGAGAGGGCAGCUUUUUGGAUCACAGGUGAUGGUUGCUACAACAUCAGAUCUGGCGGCAAUCACAUGUACUGCUGUGGAGCGGAUCAGAACGGUGGUGGCCAUUGUGCGCCCACUGGAUUUGGACCGGGAAAGAUCUAA